Messenger RNA from Epithele typhae, 876 nucleotides. RefSeq names its product RTA1-like protein. NCBI's taxonomy places the organism in Eukaryota, Fungi, Basidiomycota, Agaricomycetes, Polyporales, Epitheliaceae. Gene Ontology annotation, cellular component: plasma membrane; fungal-type vacuole. The transcript is spliced from 6 exons. The record is from RefSeq and is a predicted model, not a curated record. The annotation marks the transcript as partial.
AUGGCAACGGUGCAGACAUGGAUGAGCGCGGCGCUCGUGCUCGCGGCAUGCGUGGAGCAAGCGCAAGGCGCGUACAUGCCCGUGCCGUGGGUGUUCACCGACCCGAAGAACGACCCGUACAACCCGCUGCGGUACAUCGUGAGCAACACGCUCACCGCGAUCGCGAUAUCGCUCGUCCUCGCCGUCGCGCUCGCGCAAUCAUGGCUCAUGUUCAAGUACGGCGGUCGGUGCAUGCUGUCGAUGUUGAUCGGUGAAUUCGCUUGGGUAGUCGGCUUUGGGGUGCGUAUCGGACUGCACUCCGAUCCGGACAGCACAGGCAAAUACAUCGCGUACUAUCUGUUUAUUGUGCUUUCGCCAUGCGCAUUCAUCGCGUCCGAUUCGGACAAGCACCUCCUCAUCUCGCCGGAGCGAAUCACGGUCGUGUUCGUCGUGUCCGACAUCUCUACGUUCCUCGUCCAGGCUGCUGGAGCGGGACUGUCAAUCUCUAAGGACCAGAAGCUGUCCAAGACAGGAGAACAUGUGAGCACCCUGGUAGUCUUCGCGUUCGAGAGUGCGAGGAGUACCCUAUGCGUUCAGAUAUUCUUGGCGGGUCUGGUGCUGCAGCUGGCGUCGUUCUUCCUCUUCAUGCUCGUCGUGCUGCGGUUCCUUUGCCGGGUCAGGAAAAUGGAGCCGAGCACAUGGGCAAUGGACGCGGCGCUGCCCUGGCACCGCGAUUGGCGAACGCUGGCCGGUGUACUGAUCGUGAGCUCGGUCGGGAUCUUGGUCCGUUGUGUGUACCGUGUGAGCGAGCUCUCGCAGGGGUACCACGGGCACCUGGCGACAACGGAGGUGUUCUUCUACGCCCUGGACUCGCUGCCGCUCUUUGUAGCAAUCGCG